Molecule: messenger RNA, 6353 nt
Organism: Periophthalmus magnuspinnatus
Lineage: Eukaryota; Metazoa; Chordata; Actinopteri; Gobiiformes; Gobiidae
Product: FYVE, RhoGEF and PH domain-containing protein 5-like
Exons: 21
Coding region: 178-4167 (1329 amino acids)
Cellular component (GO): cytoplasm
Molecular function (GO): guanyl-nucleotide exchange factor activity; metal ion binding
Source: RefSeq, a predicted model, not a curated record
CACGCGCACAUGCAGUCACAGAGGGGCGCGAGGAGGAGACCGAGCGGUUUGUAGUGACACUCCUUUAGAGCGCAGGCAGCGGUGAUGUGAAAGCCAAACGUGAGAGAGCGACUUUAUUCAAAACUACACGUGGAUUUGAGCGUUUGAGGACGACAUGAGAGAGGCGACACACUCAAAAUGAACUCCGACUGGUCCAAGCCUUCUCCGGUGCUCAGCCCUCACUCCCCUCUCAUGUCUUCAACCCGGGGUCCCAAACCAUCCGUUGCCCCUAAACCCAAAAAACACGUCCAUAAUGGGACGCCACCACAAACACCAAGCCAGGACAGAUACCCCAACGGCAGCUUGAAAUGCAACUUUAUUGACAAUGGGAAUGUUCUCAAAGCGCAUGAUGUUGUGCAAAUUGUCUUGAAGAAUGGCGACGAAAACAAAAGCAAAAUUGAUGAAGAUUGGAGGUUGAGUACUUUGACAGAAAAGACGGAAUCAUUGGAGACUUUGGAUACAGUUGAAGAAGUUGAUUCGAAUGACGAUGUUGUUGAGGUGGAUGUCUGCGAUGGAGGGGAAGCAAUGGCUGACACAGAUGGGAUUUCAGUGGGAGAUAUUUCAGUGAAUAGUAUUGAUCCAGAUAAUGAGAACAAAAUGGAAGAGGUAAAGAAUUCAAAUACGACUUGCAAUCAAAAGGAAGAUUUUUUAAGAACAGAUUUGAGCCUCAUGAAGAAUAAUGCGUCACCUCAACUUAAACCGUUCAAAUUCCAUCAAAAUGUCUAUGCACAAAAGCUUUGCAAUGAAGAACAAAACAGUCCUGAUUUGAAAGUUGAGAUGGACAAUUUGAACGUAGAUAGCAACAAAUUAGCACAGGUUAUUGGUAAAGAUUUUAACAUAGCAAACAACAAUGCAUCACCAAAGCUGGUUCAUGUUAACAUUGAAAGAAUUGGAUCGUUCAACUGUCAGAGAAAUGUAUAUGGGAAAAUGGUGGCCACACAAUGCAACGUCAACAAGGAACAAGCUGCUGAUUAUGUAAUUCCAUCCAAACUUGAAGUUGGAGACUCAAAUUACAAUCAGCUAGAAAACAUUAUAAGUAAAGAUUUGAACUUAAAAAAUAAUACAUUGCCAAAGCUCGUGUCUGUUAACAUUGACAGAGUUGGUUCUUUCAAUCUUCAUAAAAAUCCAUACAGGAACGCAAUGGGAGGAGGAAUAGAUGAAUCAGACUAUGUUUUGACUGAGGAGUAUGUUGAGAUUGGUAGCAAAGAUAGAACCAGCGAUUUGAACACAUUUUGUACAUGCUCGGACAAGAAUUUUGGAAUAGAUAAGCAACAAAAAACAUCAUGUUGUUCAAAUAGUCCAGAUUCCCAGCCAAGAUUCAGGCUUGUGUCUAUUUCAAAAGCAAAGGAGACACAGCUAUCAUCGUCGCUGUCUGAAUUACUCUUCCCAAGCGAUUUAUUUGACAAAUUGGACUCUCCAAUCGCACCUUUCGAUUUGGAUUUUAACGAAGAACACGUUUAUGAUACGCCUGGACGCAAGACAUCAAUAGGAGCACGAACCGGAUCAAUGUCGCAACGAAGUAGUGAUUUAAGAAGCUACAAAAGUGGUAUUGUUGGACAUAGCGGUAGUCCGAUGCUAGUAAGACAUGCGGGAUAUCAAAAACCUCAUUAUUUACCAUUAUACCCAAGAUCUUUGUCAAUGGAGGGGCAAGAGAUGCAAGGAUCCCCAAUGCGAAAUCGUGCAAUGUUUUCGAAUUUUAGCCAGAAUUCGCCUCUCUCCACUCCAACCUCAGUAGUCGAUAUACCGCCACCGUUUGAGCUAGCGUACAUCACCAAAAAGCCCAUCACAAAAAGUUCACCUUCACUACUUAUCGAAACUGACCCUUCUGAGAAAACUAAAAAGAAGAAAUCCUCCUUGAAACGAUUUUUGAUGUUAAAAUUUAGAAGGAAAAGUGACAACAAGCAACCUGAAAUUUCUAGUAGAUUGACGGAUUUGGAUACGCAUAGCUUGACCAGUUCGCCAAAUCUGAUCUCACGAAGUCAACAAUCAGAACCAGCUUUCUUACUUUAUGAUAAUAAGAAAAAAAGUGGUUCAGUGUCUUUUUUGAAUCGCAGUAUUGUUAGAGUUGAGUCUUUCGAUGAUCGCUCCCGUGUGCCAUUUGCACCUCUUCCUCUCACUAAACCUAGGUCAAUUUCAUUCCCGAUCAUGGACAAUUCAGAUUACGAAAAUGUGCCGGCAAUAAAUUCGGAUUAUGAGAAUGUUCAGGUCCCACAGAGGAGGCCCGUGAAGCAGUUUCCAUUCACAGAGUACUUCGAGCGUUCCAAUCGGCAAAAGGCGACAGCGAACGACACAGAUGGAUACGUGGAUAUGAGCAGCCUGCCGGGGUUUGAGAAGAAACCGCCACUGCCACGUGAAGAAACUGAAAGUGCUUACACAGAGGCAUAUAAAGUGUGCUCAGUGGCUUCUGCUCCAGUGACAGAUGAAGAGCAGGGACGCACUUCAGACGAGGAGGGCUGCACCGCUGACAGUUCCUACCAGAGACAGCCUGACGGUCACUCCAGAGCCUAUUAUGUGGCUAAAGAGCUGCUGGACACAGAGAGGCAACAUGUAAAACUCCUCAAGCUUCUUCACGAUGACUUCUGUGAGGCGGUGCUGUCUGCGGUGGACUCAGAGGGGCAGCCCGUGGUGGAGGAGGAGAGACUCAGGGAGAUUCUGAUCGAGUUACCUGAUGUCUAUAGCCUUCAUCAUAGGAUCCUGUCUGAGCUGGAGGGACGAAUCAGGCUGUGGAGUGACAGUCAGAAGAUAGCAGACAUCUUCUUGUCUAGGAAGCCUGAGUUCUUGGUGUUCACCACGUUCAUUGGACAUUAUGACCGCAGUGUGUCUCUGCUGGAGGACAGCUGCCGGACCUCUCCAGGGCUCUGUGCCGUGGUGCAACAGUUUGAGAGUUCUCAAAAGUCAUCUCUGAAACACCAGCUGCUGCAGGUGAUCGUUCGCGUGGCUCAGUACAGAAUGCUCCUCACCGAUUACCUCAACAAUCUGUCCCCCGACUCCCAGGAAUAUGAAGACACCCAGGCUGCUGUGACGAUAGUGUCUGACAUCGCAUAUCAGGCAAAUGACAGCUUAAAGAAUGGGGAAAAUUUGUUGCGUUUGGUGAAUAUCGACUACAGUGUCAGAGGCCAGAGGGACCUGCUGCAGCCAGGACGGGUGUUCAUAAAAGAGGGCACAUUAAUGAAAGUCAGCCGGAAAAGCCGACAGCCUCGUCACCUGUUUUUGAUGAAUGAUGUUCUUCUUUACACAUUUCCUCAACAAGAUGGAAAAUAUAGACUCAAAAACACGCUGCCUGUCUCUGGACUUAAGGUGAGCAAACCCAUCGUUGACAAUGUCCUAAACGCUCUGAGGAUUGAGUCAGAGGACCUUUCCAUCACUUUGUCAGCCAGUUCGUUCAUUGAGAGGGAGGAGUGGUUUUUCACUCUGAGUCACACAGUCAGUGAACACGCUCGUGGUUCAGCUCCAAACAGCCCAUCUGAUCCCCGAGAGCCUAUGUGGUUGUGUUUAGGGGAGAAAGCUCCUACAUUUGUCCCACUGUCUGAGCCGACGAUCUGCAUGAACUGUACCUCAGAGUUCAGCCUGACUUCUGCACGACAACACUGCCACAGCUGCGGGAGGGUUGUGUGCAGAAACUGCUCCAAAAACAGGUUUCCUCUGAAGUACAUGAGGUAUCGAAUGGCCAAAGUGUGUGACCACUGCUACAGCGAGCUGAAGAAGAGAGGUGAAGACACAGCGCCAGGAGCAGACAGCCCUCGGUCGCCUCGGAGUCGCCCUCUGUCUGCAGUGUUUCAGAACAUUCACGCCCCCAAACACCUGUGGAGACACCGCAGAGGAACGCUCUCCUUCAACCAGGUGAUGGUGUGUGAGGAGGGCGCGCUUAGUGGAACCUUGCAGCGAAGUAAAACAAAGAGGAACUGGAAACGCCUGUGGUUUCUGCUCAAAGACAAGGAGAAGGUGGCAUCAGAGAGCUUACCUCUCCUGGGCUUCACGGUCAAACUGCCUGACAGAGUCCAGGGAGAAGAAGAGUCCACUGUGUUUCAGCUGUACCACAAAAAUACUCUGUUCUACACGUUUAAAGCAGAGGACAACUUUACUGCUCAGAGAUGGGCCAACGCCAUGGAAGAAGCUACUGUUUUAUAGGGACCAUUUUUACACUUGUCCUUGCACCCAAAAUGUGACUUCCUCUGCAUAUUUCCUUAUUGGACCAAAAAGACACAGCUUGUACUGUCAGAGGGGACGCUCUCGCCUACUUAACCAGCCUCACUGCGUCCUCCCAGCUGAUGCAGCAGGUGGGCCCAGGGAGAGUGGCCUAGAUACUUACCACUGUGCAGUCUGACCUGUAUUUCUGCAAUGCAACUGGUUCACACAGCUGCCUCCUCUGAAUCAUGGAAGAUAUUGUAGACUAUUUUUAUAUUUAAUCAAGAAAUGUCUAAUUUAUAAUUGUACAGGGGAGAUGCACAAAUUCUGGCCACAAAAUAGGUACAUGUGUUUGUAGAUAUUCACAUAGCAGCAAUUCUUUGGAGUUAGUCCUGUUAACAAACAAACUGAUAUUUAUAGCAAAAUACAGAUUACAGAAAUGUAUUGUCGUGUAUUGAAAGACUGUUUAUAUUAUGCUAAAAUCACUUCUUUGAACUUUUAAGCUUGUUAUAAUGUAUCCUCAAGAACAUACCUUCUAGUGUGUUUAGACAACUUGGAUAGCAUUUUACAUUACAGCAAAUAGUAAUGUUCACAUUUUCAUAUAGCGCUUUACAUCAAGGAAACACUCACCCAGUCACACACACCUUCAUAUUCCACUGCACACUGGGGGUGAGAAGAGUUAAGUGUCUUGUCCAAGGACAAAACUACAGCAUUCAUCUGUGGAAGCUGGAAUCAUACCACCAGCCUGUGGGUCAGUGGAUCUGACUGCUCUACCACGAUGUUUAUGUCAGGAGUGGGAUUCAAACUGGCAACUUUCGAAUUAGUGGACAAACGCUCUGCCAGUUGAGCUACUCUCACCUCAUUAUAAUGAUUUAUUCUUGCAAACCUACCUGUGUUGUGUUUUGGACAGUUUGGGAUAGCAUUUCUAUCUGAAUAGACUAAACAGAGACAAAUCAGUGGGUUAGAGUUUGCUACAGCUCCAUUUUACAUCACAGCACAGUAAUACCAUAGAUUGGUAAUAACAUAACUAACAGUGUAAAUAUAGAAACAGCCAUUGCACUUUAUUCCCUAGUAUUUCUAUGCUUUAACUUUGUGACCUGCUGUAUGACAUCUAUAUGUACAGGAAACAUAUAUAAACAGUAUUGGUUAAUAAUACGGAAACAUGAAUGCAAAGUGUGCUCCCCCUGGACCAGGUUAGGCCACGGAGAGAUGGUUAACAAGCAGAGCAGAUUUAAAAGUCUUAUAUUAUGUAAAUUGGACUCUAUUGAGCUUGAAGCCUUGUUAGAAUGUUGUUACCUUCUCAAAAACAGACCUGGAGUUUUGUUUUGUUUCAUUCACACACUUUUGAGUAACCCUUUAUUAUUAGUCUGUUUACAUCUCCAAAGCUCAAAAUGCUCUAUUCCACCUUGUGAUGUCAUAAAGCGGUAGUUUUCAUGUUAGUUGCUACUAUUUACAUUUUUUUUCAGUAGAAAUUGUCAAUUCCAGGACUGAAAUUAUCCAACGAUUCUAGUGAAGGUGUGAGGUUUAAAACACAGUGGAGCACUUCCUGUAUUACAACAUAACAUCACAAAGAACUCAACAAAGAAACAAAGCCUAACUCAACCAUGAAUAUGCACAUUAUAGACCCUAUAUAAGUUUGUGGAUUUGGUAAAUAAUACUUUGACUCAAGUAUUUUUAGCAAUUGUAAUAUCGUCAUCUCAGAACAUAAAGAGUUACAGUCUUGUUAUUGUUUUAUUAUUAGAUUUACAUUCAAACAGAUGUACCUAAUUAUGUGGCCACUGUUGAUAAGUUGGUGUCUCCAUCACAAAUGCCUUUAAGCAAACUGUCAUUGCCUUUAAUUUAGCAUGUGUUCUUCUAUUGGGAUUCAUGUAUUUACUAUGGAGUACUUUUAUAUUACCAUGUACUGUAACACUGGGGCCAUCCUUCCAGUUCAUGUGAUGUUUUUUGCACUGAUUUAAAACAAAAAUAUAUCUAUAAAAAUGUUUAUUAUAUGUAAAAGGGUAUACUGACUUAAAUAUGCACUUAAUGUUUCAUCAUAUCUGCGAACGGUGUCUUCUCUAUGGAAUAUAUAAAGCCUAUGUAUUAUGUAUUAUAUUGAGAUAACUGUAAAACAUGGCUUUAAAUACAGAAAGCUUUAUCCAUAUAUCUAAUACUGUACUUGUAUUAUUGAAGUAAAUUUUUGUGUGUUC